AUGCGCCAGACGCAAAUCUUCUCGGGUCUGUCGCACCCGACUCUGGUCGAGGGCAUCUGCGACCGAUUGGGCCAGCGCCCAGGCAAGGCCGAGCUGCGCAAGUUCAGCAACGGAGAGACCAGCGUGCAGAUCCAGUCCUCUGUCCGCGACCAGGAUGUCUUCAUUGUCCAGAGCGGCAGCUCCAAGAUCAAUGACAAUGUCAUGGAGCUGCUGAUCAUGAUCUCGGCCUGCAAAGGCGGCUCGGCCAAGUCCAUCACUGCUGUCAUGCCCUACUUCCCCUACUCGCGCCAGAGCAAGAAGAAGUCGCACCGUGGUGCCAUCACCGCCCGCAUGAUCGCAAACCUUCUGCACGUUGCAGGCGUCAACCAUGUCAUCACCAUCGACCUUCACGCUUCUCAGAUGCAGGGGUUUUUCAAGUGCCCUGUCGACAACCUCGUCGCCGAGCCGCUGCUUGCCCGCUGGAUCCGCAACAAUGUGCCCUGUUGGAAGGAUACCGUCGUUGUCUCUAAGAACCCCGGCGGUACCAAGCGCGUCACCAGCUUGGCCGAUGCGUUGAAGCUCAGCUUUGGUAUCGUCACCACCGACAGGAGACGUCCGGGUCGUGGAGAGGGCCUGAGCCUGCAGGGCAGCGCCAUAUUUGAGAGACUCGGCUUGGAUGGCACAUAUGAGACGCAGGGCCUGAUUGAGGAAGAGUUUGACGCAGAGGCCAACAUUGCUCCCACCGACACCAUCAAGGUCUCGUCUAAUGAAGACGAUGUCGAUGACGCUGCCGAAGAUGCUGAGGAUGAAGCUGAGGAGCCGGCGAAGGGACGUGGCAGGGCCACCUCUGCUGCUCGCAGACUCAAUGGCAGCGCUGUCAAUGCUGUGCCUUCAAGCCCGCUGGCAAAGUCAACCAGGGCUGAGUCCUUCGUUUCUGAAGAUGGCCUUGACUCUCCCAGGAAACGUCUUAUGCGGACUGCUACAGCUCCGAGCGCAUCUCACUCUCCCUCUGACCCUCUUGCUGAUGAGUACACUGACGAGCGCGCUCGGGACGUCAUCCAUGGCCGUCUAGUUCACGGCCAUAUUGUGGACGACGAUCAUCCUUCUCCUGCCAUGUCGGCUGUUUCUUUCAAGAACAGGCCUCAGCGCAGUAAUUCGGAUGACGAUGAGCCUCCGGAGCACAUGCUCAACUCGAUGAUGUCUACCUGUUCGGUCGAGGAGCCUGAGCUGGCACAGCCUAUGGGUGGUACCCAUGAUGCCGGUGACACCUCUGAAGCUGAAGAAGACGAUCUCAAGAACCCCGAGCUCGAGACUACGGUCACGCUUGUUGGCAACGUGCGGGAUCGCCCCGUUUGCAUUGUCGACGACAUGAUUGACAAGUCCGGGUCGUGGAUCGCAGCUGCAGAGACGGUAGUGAAGCGUGGCGGUGCUACUAAGGUGUACUGCAUGGCUACACACGGCCUCUUUGGCGGUGACUGUCUGGAAGAGAUGGAAGAGUGCGAGUGCAUCGAGCGUAUCGUCGUCACCAACUCGUUCCCCAUUCCCGAAGAGAAGAGGGCCCGCUGCAGCAAACUAACCAUCAUCCCCGUCGAGAGUCUGCUUGCUGAGGCUAUUCGCCGGAACCACCACGGUGAGAGCAUGUCACAGCUUUUCUUGCACGGAUGGUAG
Lasiodiplodia theobromae is the source of this 1647-nucleotide messenger RNA. Its product is annotated as Ribose-phosphate pyrophosphokinase 1. Lineage: Eukaryota; Fungi; Ascomycota; Dothideomycetes; Botryosphaeriales; Botryosphaeriaceae. The record is from RefSeq and is a predicted model, not a curated record. The coding region runs from base 1 to 1647 and encodes 548 amino acids. Gene Ontology annotation, biological process: 5-phosphoribose 1-diphosphate biosynthetic process; purine nucleotide biosynthetic process; ribonucleoside monophosphate biosynthetic process. Gene Ontology annotation, molecular function: magnesium ion binding; ribose phosphate diphosphokinase activity. The transcript is spliced from 5 exons. Gene Ontology annotation, cellular component: cytoplasm; ribose phosphate diphosphokinase complex.